UUAGCUCCUGCGGAUAAAUAAGGGUGAAACGGUGAUAAACGCGAACUGAGGCGGGAGGUUUCAGCAGCUUUUUCCCAUAUUCCGAGGAAAACAAAGAGGUUCACCUUCAGAAAUCCUCGGUGGAGCCGAGACAGCUGCGGAUUAGGGGAGGAUUUAGUCAGUCACACUGUUGGAGACAGACUCCCUGAUGAAUUACAAGUGUCCACAACCUGGCAACCCAGGAGUCGCUCUUAUUAGCCUCCUGUAACUGAUCUAUGAAGCACUGACGAAUCAGUAACUACAGCGGAUGGAGGUUUUGUCAUUUCCUUGAUCCAGUCAGCGUCUGGUCUGACUGAGGCUUUUAUGUUUCACCUCUUUGCCCCGGAAGCACCGUGAGGGGUUCUGCUGAAGAAUCAGACAACCAGCUGGACUCGUCAGGUGCAUGAACAUGACUGGGGAAGAUCUGGACCUGAGCUGGUCCAGACUGGGCUGGGACGUCUCCCUCUUCACCAGCGCGGCUUACGGAACACUGACACCGACAUGUCGGACCGUGAUCCACCUGCUGUAGAGGAGCAGAUGACCGCAGAGGAACCUGGUCCUGACCUCUCCGGUCCUCCUGGUCGUCUUCCCCUGGCAGAGAAGGCCCUGUCAGAGUCUUACGCUUGGCUGCGGUACCGGGACACGUCCCUGCUGAUCUGGCAGCAGCAGCAGCAGGAGCUGCAGGCGGCGCCCCCCUCCACCUACCUGAACCGCAGCCAGUCGGCCUGGUACAGCAGCUACGGGAACCAGGCCGUGCUGGUCCGGGACAAGAGGGGCCUGGAGGACGCUGAGGGACGGUCCAGGAUCUGCAGCGUCAUGUAAAGACGAAACCUGGACCCGAACAGCUCCUCAGUUCGGAUUUAUGAAUCCAAACAUCCAGACUCUUCAGACCCCUGCAGUAUAAUUCACGGCUCAUCAAUAUUUUUACAGUGAUUUCAUCCAAAAUCUGGAUAAAAUCAGUUUCUCUGUCACAGCUGAAGAUGCAUUGGUUCAACACUCGCAUCCUUUAUUUUAAAAAUCGGUUUCCAACUUUUCGUCCUCCAUGAAAACGAAAACCUUCAAGAUACAGACUUUUUACUUCUAACAAUUUAAACCUCUGCUUCAGGUAUAAAUACUAUUUAAUAAUUAAGAUCUUUUUAGACACGAUAAAUGAAACUGGACAAAUAAUGUACAAAGGUUUCAGUUGACAGCAGAUUAUUCUGAACUAAAACUAAACUUUUACCCUGAUUUACUUUAUAGAAACUUGAAAAGUUUUCACCCUGGGAAAUAUCGGCCAAUUAUCAGAUGAGUGGUUUUAAAAAGCAAAAGCUGUCGAUGCAAAAUGGCCCCCAUCAGUGUUACAGCUGGUCCAGGUGGAGCCAGCUUCAAUUACUUUACACUCCUGGGCCAUUUAAUUCAAUGUACAAUAUAUAUAAUACACAAUCUUUCCUUUUUAUACUCUAAUUCCAAAAAAAAAAAAACCCUGCACAGUAACUGCAGCUUUCAAAUAAGCGUAUUGCAGUCUAAAGUAACUUUACCUCUGAAAUGUAGUGAAGCACAGUACUUGAGUAAAUGUAGUUGGUUACUUUCCGCGGCUGUAAAUCUGUUCAAACACUGAUUGGCUGAGACUUGUUUUUGGUGAAGGUUAAAGUUACAUCUCCAGAGAAUGAGUGUAAGUCAAUGAAGUGAAAUCAAACAUGAGUGUGUGUGAGAAUGAGAGUCGAGUCGGUAUCAGUUUAUGUGUUUAUUUAUGAAAACAAAGGAACUCAGAAAAUAAGGAUCCCAUAUCAGUAAUUACAUCAAAUAAUUCACUUGUUGGUUUUUCGUCGGUUCGUCCUCUCUCUGUCUCUGUCUCUGUCUCUGUCUCUACUCUAUCGAGCGGAGUUCGAUCUAAACCUCAGACAGCUACUAUACAGCUACUAUACAGUGCUCAAACAUACGGAAGAAAGAACGUACGGCCGGAGUGCAUGCAAUACAUAAAAUCACUUUUUUCCUUUUUCUUAUUAAAAUACAAAAAUUAACUAUUAGCAUCAAAGCUCGACCAUCAACUUAAAACAAACAGAGGAGGGUUACUAUGGCAACGAGCUGUCCAACUGUCUGUCUGUCACACCGGGGGGGAAUGUGUGUAUUGAUCGUUUUCGGCCGAUUGGUUAUUAAUUGGUCUAUAAAAUGUCAAAAAUUAAACGGCACGUCUGUUUUGGUUUUCAAUGUGUUUCUUCAGUCUUACAUUAGUUUCAAAAAGCACAACC
Messenger RNA from Xiphias gladius (swordfish), 2246 nucleotides. RefSeq lists its product as uncharacterized. The coding region runs from base 520 to 840 and encodes 106 amino acids. The record is from RefSeq and is a predicted model, not a curated record. Lineage: Eukaryota; Metazoa; Chordata; Actinopteri; Istiophoriformes; Xiphiidae. The transcript has 2 exons.